CUCUGCUCCAGUCCCCGGUGCCGGUGUUCCCACUAGUCCCUGGGGCUACGAUCAGCUGUCAGCUUCUGACCACGCCCUCUUCUACGUCCGUCGGCCAAUCACAGGCGCCGAUGCUGGCAGGUGCGGGUGUUAUUGUUUUGGGCUAAAGUUAAAGGCCUCAGAGACUGGAGAGGAUCCCGGGCCCCCCCGGUGACAGCACACGACACACCCCGGGGAGUGGAGCUCCAGCCACAGCCGGACUGCUGCCUUUCCCCGAGCUCCGGGCACCUGGUCACUGCUGCUGGGACAGGCGACACCCCUGUCAGUACUCGGCGGAUCCAGGACACAAAGGGGCUCAGCACCCCAAGAGCGCCCGCAGCCGCCUCCAUGCGGAGAGAGAUGAACGGGGUGACCAAGAGCCGGUUUGAGGUGCGACAUGUGAACUGGAUGUUCUCAAACAAUGAUGAGGCUCUAAUCAAUAAGAAGCUUCCCAAGGAGCUUCUGCUUCGGAUCUUCUCUUUCUUAGAUGUUGUAACCUUAUGUCGAUGUGCUCAAGUCUCUAGGGCCUGGAAUGUCCUUGCGCUGGAUGGAAGCAACUGGCAGCGAAUUGACUUGUUUGACUUCCAAAGGGACAUUGAGGGUCGUGUGGUAGAGAAUAUAUCGAAGAGAUGUGGGGGCUUCCUGCGCAAGCUCAGUUUACGUGGAUGCAUUGGUGUAGGGGAUAAUGCUCUAAGAACAUUUGCCCAGAACUGUAGGAAUAUUGAGGUUUUAAAUCUAAAUGGCUGCACCAAAAUCACUGACACAACCUCGUCUAGCCUCAGUAAAUUUUGCUGUAAAUUGAAGCAUUUGGACCUGGCUUCAUGCACAUCCAUUACCAACCUUUCCCUCAAGGCUCUCAGUGAGGGCUGCCCCCUGCUGGAGCAACUCAACAUCUCUUGGUGUGAUCAGAUCAGCAAGGAUGGGAUCCAGGCACUGGUAAAGGGCUGUGGGGGGCUGCGGUUUCUGUCCCUCAAGGGUUGCACUCAGCUGGAAGAUGAGGCUCUUAAGUGCAUUGGAUCACAUUGUCCAGAGCUUGUCACAUUAAAUCUACAGGCAUGUUCACAGCAAAUAACGGAUGACGGUCUCAUCACGAUUUGCCGUGGAUGCCACAAGCUGCAAUCUCUCUGCGCCUCCGGCUGCUCCAACAUCACAGACUCCAUUCUUAAUGCACUGGGACAGAACUGCCCCCGACUCAGAAUACUUGAAGUAGCUCGAUGUUCACAGCUGACAGAUCUUGGGUUCACCACUCUUGCUAAAAACUGUCAUGAGUUGGAGAAGAUGGAUCUCGAGGAGUGUGUACAGAUAACAGACAGCACCCUCAUUCAGCUCUCCAUACACUGUCCACGGCUGCAGGUGUUGAGCCUAUCCCACUGCGAGCUAAUAACAGAUGAAGGGAUCCGCCACCUGGGCAAUGGUGCUUGUGCCCAUGAUCGGCUGGAGGUCAUAGAGUUAGAUAAUUGUCCUCUGAUUACUGAUGCAUCCCUGGAGCACCUCAAAAGCUGCCAGAGUUUGGAACGUAUUGAAUUGUACGACUGCCAACAAAUUUCAAGGGCUGGCAUAAAGAGGCUGCGGACACAUCUCCCCAACAUCAAAGUCCAUGCUUACUUUGCUCCAGUCACACCCCCUCCGUCAGUAGGGGGCAGCAGGCAACGGUUCUGCAGAUGCUGUGCCAUCCUAUGAGAAGAGAGACACUUUUGGACUCCCUCCAUCACACCUGUGUAGGGUCAGAGGUGGACUCAUUCACAAGACAAUGCGCCAGCUUACUGAGUUGAUGGUGGGUGGAGGUGAUACUUCCCUCCCAUAUGUAAGAACGCACAUGCCCACUACAGACAAGGCGGGGUCCUUUAACCCACACAAGUUCUUCUUCUUAUUUUCUUUUUUUCUUUUGUUACGUUAUCCAGACUGAUGAAAAACUGAGAGAAAGGUAACACUCCAGGAUAUUACCCCUCAACUUAGGAAUGGGAGGAAAUUUACAAUGUUGUGGUUUGGACCUAUGUCACCUAGGCCUUGUUCACCUAUUUCUCUCCUGUGGUUAAAGGGCAACCCUGUAAGGAAGAGGGAGGGGGCAUCUGUAAUCGGGAGAUGGUUUUGUCCUUUCUCUCUGGUUCUGAUUUGGUUUUGGACGCGGUUAUCCCCUAUAGUUCCAGAGGAGAAAAUGUGGACUCGGGAGCAAUGAUUAAUAUACAAGGACCUAAAAAUCAAACUGCUCCAGCUCUGACUUCCACAUGUAUCCCUCACACUGCAACAGGGAAUCUGAAGCGGGCACCCUCCUUGGCACCCUUCUUGCCCUUCCCCAUGUUGCACAUCUUGGACUUUCUGAAUCAUCAUAAUGCAUUCCCCGACAAAUGAAAUUGAAAAUGGGAGAAAAAAAAAAAAGUUACAAGAAAUGAGUUAUAUAUUAUAUAAAUAUAUAUAUAGACUUUGUACAUUAUAAUUUUAAUGAUAUGAUGCUCCCUCGUCACACUCGCGUGGAUGUGAUAAUGAUGCCAAUUGCAGAAGUAAAAAUGGAGAAAAAAAAAGAAGCCACAUGACCAGUUACUAACUGUCUUAUUGCCUGUGUAUGCGUGUGACUUUGUGCGGUCAAGGAUUGCGACAUUUUUGUAAUUGAACGUCCGUAUAGUAGCUGCAGAUCGCAGCUAACUGUGGGUCUGUAGACUCAAGCUAACACGAGGAUCUGUGAUACUGUAAGUUUGGAUCAUUAGACCUGUGGUCAGGCUGGGAUUUGUGACUGUCGGGGCUUCUUUCACAUGAGCAAGUUUUCCAUACGGAUGCGAUGCACGCAUUGAGCACAUAACAUCCGCAGUGAAUCCUGACCCAUUCAAUGGAUCUGUGCACAUGAGCAUCGUGUUUCACACAUCUUUGCGUUCAGAAAAAAUUGCAGCAAGUUCUGUAUUGUGUGUUUUUUCACGCAGCCCUGGCUCCAUAGAAGUGAAUGGGGCUUGUGUGACAAACAGAAGGCAUGCAAUGCGUUUUUCACUGAUGGUUGCUGAGCGAUUACCAUCCUUUUUUUUUUUUUUUUUUCCCUGAACAGAUCCUGGCACAAUCUGUAUUGCUCGUGUGAAAGAGGCCUAAUAUGGAUGGAGAAAUACUCCCACAUUACAGACAACUAGAUGAGGCCAUAGGCUUUGUUUACCAUGUGCGUCUUGGCUGCUGCAGUAAAGUUAUUACCAUUGUAAUGAAAGAGAUUAAAGGGUAACCAAACCUUUUGUUGAAAAAUAAAAACGCACACACAGAGGGGCAGAAGUGCUGCCCAUUCAGCUCUGCCACGCUUUUCAGGCAUGUGGAGUACGGAUCCCAUAUGAGAAAAUCCUAGCACAGGGAUCAUCAACCUUCGGCACUCCAGCUGUUGUGAAACUACAAUUCCCAGCAUGCUCCAUUCAUUUCUAUUUGAGUUCUUAGAAGAGCAGAGCAAGUAUGCAUGCUGGGAGUUGUAGUUUCUCAACAGCUGGAGUGCCGGAGGUUGCCUACCCCUGUCCUGGCAGAACUGCAGAGAAACUGAAGCAUCCAGCUUAUUUUAAUCAUUACAUGUGUUACCACGCACAGUUUUUAGACAUGUGUCUUCAAGUGACGUACUCCGUAUUUAUGAGUAAUGUGAUGACCAUGAUUGGCUUGCCCGAUUUUUGGGGAGUACAAGAGAUGUGUGUCCAAUCGGUUGUAUUUGUGCCAUAUAUAUAAUGUAGUGUGCACCAUUUUGAUAAACUAGACAGAACUUCCCCCCCCCCUUUAACUCAGUUUCCUCAUGUAAAGUGUUCUCACUAUCCUGUUGAUGAAUCGACUUCCAUUUUUGUCUAUUUGGGUAUUUACAAGGCCCUGUUAGGUUGCCGAUUUUUGGUGGGGAACCCAGACCAAAUACAAGCAGCAAACGCAAAGCACAAACGAAAUCUGCGGUGGGUGGAAUUUCACCCCUUUGCCAUGCCCAGUCUGUCAAAGAUUUCUUCUAGAAUUGUGCCGUAGAAUUUACUCCUUAGCCAUCCCUUUCUUCAAAAGAACAUUAGAAUCUGGCAAGCGCCCAUUGGCCUCUAUCCUGUUGACGUUUUGUUAUUGUUUUUUGAUUGUGGACACAGCUCACUAAUGUGGGCUGAUAAGUUUGCAUACUGAAAUGUUAGCACAUAACUCGCCUUCACAUUUAACGGGGUUCUGUCACCCCCCAAAACUCACUUUUCAUUUUUGGG
Molecule: messenger RNA, 4190 nt
Organism: Bufo gargarizans (Asiatic toad)
Lineage: Eukaryota; Metazoa; Chordata; Amphibia; Anura; Bufonidae
Gene: FBXL20
Product: F-box and leucine rich repeat protein 20
Exons: 15
Coding region: 367-1698 (443 amino acids)
Biological process (GO): SCF-dependent proteasomal ubiquitin-dependent protein catabolic process
Cellular component (GO): SCF ubiquitin ligase complex
Molecular function (GO): protein binding
Source: RefSeq, a predicted model, not a curated record